AAAGAAGAAGACACGGGCAUGGCGGUGGGCAUGUGCGCCCUGUAUGCUUGCGCCUCUCAAACAAUGGCAGCGGUGCGCAGCAGCAGGAAUAGGAGUCUUGGAGCGGUUACUUCCGGCCGGUCAGCACUGCUAGUGCUGACGCUGGCAGCUGUCCUACUUGCUGCCACCGGUUUGAAUGCUGUGGAAGGCGCCCCUCGACCACCAAAAUCUCCAAAGCCAUCACCUCGCCCGCCAUCGCCUCGGCCACCAUCACCGCGCCCGCCAUCACCGCGCUCAUCAAGCCCGCCACCACUGCGCCAGUCUCCACCCCCUCCACGCCCAAACAAGGCACCCCGUCCGCCCCCCCCUACCCCACGACCCGAAGGUGGCCUCCGAUUGGUUCGCGGGACAGCGGGAAAUGUUGGGCGGCUGGAGGUGCAACUGACCUAUCCCGACGAAUGGGUUGCUCUAUGUGAUGAUGGCACGUUCACUGCCUACGAGGCCGGGGUGGGUUAUUACAUGCAUAUGUAUGCAAUCAUGCGUUGUAGCAGUUGCUCACCUGCUGGUGCCCUGCCUCCCCUGCCUCCUUUCCUCCCCAUCACAUGGUGUCUUUACUCGGUGCUGGAUGCACAUGCUUUCCGUUGGCUGCUCUUUUGCAAGAUGUUGGGCUACUCUUAUGGCCGCCAGUUCUAUGCCCAAGGCAUCAGCACCUAUGGCCCCGAUGAAUCCGAUCCGCCCGAGCCUCGAGGGAACUUGGUGUGCACGGGUGAUAAUGAUUCCCGGCCGCCAUAUGCGUUCUUCUCGCAAAUGAUCAAUUUCACUAGUCAGCAGGAGGUGUCAUGCCAGGCGUUCCACGUUGCCUGCCCCCGCAACAUGUUGGUAGCAAUGGAAUGUUCCAAGACGCCGUUUAAAUAUAAUGGGCCUCCACCGCCGCCAUCUAUCCCCAGUCCGCCACCGCCACCACCCCCACCGCCCAGCAUGCAAGAUCUCAUCCGCCUCAUCCGUCUUAAAAUAUCAAGCCCCUGGGCGCCCGAAGGGAUUGUCGUGCUUUUGGUCAACUCGGCGGAUGGUGGCGAGCCCGUAUGGGCGCCCUUGUGUGCUGAUGGUAUAGCUGGAGAGGAUACGAUUGCUAACAUGCUGUGCAAGCAGAAUGAUGGCUUCCGUGACACACCCACCCGUAUGGUUGAAGGAUCCGCGUGGAAGGCAAUCGAGAUUACACAGGCAUCUACAAUCAGCGAUUUUAACCCUUCCGAAUAUUCACACUGGGUAACGGUGGUGGGCGGCAUCAGCAGCAGCGCCUACACAGUGUACGACACACAGUUGCAGGUGACAACCCAGCCCUGCUCCUCCGGCUACCUGUUCCACGUCGUCUGUUAUACUAAGAUGAUGGAAUUUUAAUUAGCAUAAGGCUGGAAAUCUACACAAGAAACUUCACAAUUGUUGGAAUGUGGCUAUCAAUCAUAUACCCAUAAGAGGGAUCAAAGGAAACGAUUCCGAAGAGUAAGCUUAAUCCUUAAGGAAUUUCGCUGACAAAAGGGCAUGGUUUCCUCGCGUAUUGGGCACAGUGCUGAAAGGCCGUUGGUUCUACGCUCGUCGGUAGUGAGAAGUCUGGGAUGGAGCACUAGGGGGGUGCCCAGAGUGAGAGAGUGGCACUCGUGAGGGGAUGUUGGAAUUUGAUUGGCACUGUCAAAUCAGUGUAUCGUGUCAGCAGUAAUAGGAACCAAUCUCUAGAUGCCACCACUACAUGCUGAUGGACGGGAAUGGACCUGCAGUGGCCUGCCAGGGUAACGUUAUACCCCUUACUUCCCACCACCCACAUAAGCACCGCCUCACAUUAUCCACUUGGCUGCAAACCAUAGGGUCCUAGACAACCAGGACGUGUGUUCAUACCAUGUGUUAUCUGUCCUUCUGCUGUGCCACAGUGUGUUGUUCAUUGUGUGUUUGCUUUCGCCAUUUGUAGUAGCUGGCUGCUGAAAAGGCCUCUCUAGAUGCUGGUGGUCGCGCUUCGCGCGUAUUUAUAUGUACAUACAUAUAUAUAGCAUUUGUAUAGCCGUACUGUGUACCAGCUACUACACCAAUGGUGGGUGUAGUCGGCCAUACAUGAUACACCCAUGCCGCCCAAUACUGUUAACAGCAGCAUCUAAUGCUGCUGCUGCUGGGUCAUGAUAGAAUGCGACUGGCGUUCAUGGGUAGAUGUUUGGAUUGUAACCCUAGUCACCCUAGGUUGGUUACUAGUGAGCAUGGGCUGUUGUGGAAGUGAGUUCAAGUUACAAGUUCCACACAAAAGUAUGGGGAGCUCGAGCUCCCAGGAUGCCUCCAUAAUGAAAGGCCGGAGGGCCCAUAGGCUGCGGCACUAGCUAGCUAACUGUUGCAGCAGUAAAUAGAAGCACAUGCAUAUUUUCUGUAAAUACAUGCAGAGCUG
Volvox carteri f. nagariensis is the source of this 2401-nucleotide messenger RNA. RefSeq lists its product as uncharacterized. The transcript has 12 exons. The record is from RefSeq and is a predicted model, not a curated record. Gene Ontology annotation, molecular function: microtubule binding; actin binding. Gene Ontology annotation, cellular component: membrane; cytoplasm; actin filament. Lineage: Eukaryota; Viridiplantae; Chlorophyta; Chlorophyceae; Chlamydomonadales; Volvocaceae. Gene Ontology annotation, biological process: actin filament polymerization. The coding region runs from base 19 to 1377 and encodes 452 amino acids.